CUAAAAAGGUCUCUUUGCCGCAACAGAUUUCUCACUGCGUUAUUCAUAUCCUACCAAAACCCUAGCCGCCAUUCCUCUGCUUGACUCGAAAUGGACGCCGUCGCCGAUCGACCCGAUCCACCUGUGCGCGAGAUGGAGGCGGCCUCCCUCUCGAUUGACCCCGCGCUGGAGCCCGCCCGCCCCCGCACCUUCAUCAAGUCGAUCGUCUCCGGCGAGGUCGGGGUCCUCGUCGGUCAGAAGGUCGUCGUCGGCGGUUGGGUCAAGACAGGGCGCGAGCAGGGGAAGGGUUCCUUUGCGUUCCUCGAGCUCAAUGAUGGCUCCUGCCUCUCGAACCUCCAGGUGAUCGUCGACGCGGCCGUGUACCCUUUGUCCGAGCUGGUGCCCACCGGCACCUCCGUGCUGGUCGAGGGCGAGCUCAAGAAGCCGCCCGAGGGAACCAAGCAGAGAGUCGAGCUUAGGGUGGAGAAGGUACUGGAGAUUGGGCCCGUGGAUCCGGCGAAGUACCCGCUCCCCAAGACGCGGCUUACUCUCGAAUUUCUUCGCGAUUUCAUGCAUCUCCGUGCCCGUACCAACACGAUAUCCGCAAUUGCCCGAAUUCGGGAUGAGCUGGCUUAUGCAACCCAUACAUUCUUCAGGCAAAAUGGAUUUCGGUACAUACAUACUCCUAUAAUUACCACAAGUGAUUGUGAGGGAGCUGGCGAGAUGUUCCAAGUUACCACACUCUUUAGUGACGCUGAGAAGUUGGAGAAAGAGUUGCAACAGAAUCCUCCACCAUCAGAAUCUGAUGUUGAGGCUGCUAAGCUUCUUGUCAAAGAGAAAGGAGAGGUCGUCUCGCUGCUAAAAUCAUCAAAAGCUAGCAAGGAAGAGAUUGUUGCCUCUGUUGCUGAACUAAACAAAGCAAAGGAAAAUGCAUCAAAGCUUGAAGAAAGAUAUAAUUUGAAACCCGGGCUUCCUCGGAAGGAUGACAAGAUUGACUAUGCACGUGACUUUUUUGGGAGACAAGCUUUUCUUACAGUAUCUGGCCAGCUUCAGGUUGAGACAUAUGCUUGUGCUCUUGGAAACGUGUAUACCUUUGGACCAACUUUUCGAGCAGAACACUCCCACACAUCACGCCAUUUGGCCGAAUUUUGGAUGGUUGAGCCAGAGAUAGCAUUUGCCAAUCUGGAGGAUGAUAUGAACUAUGCUGAGAACUAUGUGAAGUUUCUUUGCCAAUGGUUACUUGAUAAUUGUCGGGAAGACAUGGAAUUUAUGGUCAAGAACUAUGAUAAGACGGCUAUAGAGCGUUUAGAGCUUGUUUCAUCAAUGCCGUUUGAACGCAUUUCAUACACCAAGGCUGUGCAGCUUCUAGUCAAUGUGACAGACAGGAAGUUUGAGAACAAGGUGGAAUGGGGAAUUGAUUUAGCAUCAGAGCAUGAAAGGUAUUUGACAGAGGUGAUAUUCAAGAAGCCAGUCAUUGUAUAUAACUAUCCAAAAGGCAUUAAAGCAUUUUAUAUGAGGCUCAAUGAUGAUAAAAAAACAGUAGCUGCUAUGGAUGUGCUUGUGCCCAAGGUUGGUGAGCUAAUUGGCGGAAGCCAAAGAGAGGAGCGUUUAGAGAUUCUCAUUAAAAGAAUUGAAGAUUCAGGGUUGCCUCUUGAGCCCUAUGAAUGGUACCUCGAUCUCCGACGUUUUGGCACUGUUAAGCACAGUGGAUUUGGCUUAGGUUUUGAGCGCAUGCUCCUUUUUGCCACUGGCAUAGACAACAUCAGAGACGUUAUCCCAUUUCCAAGAUACCCGGGAAGGGCUGAUCUUUGAUUAUUCUAUUGGUUCUAUCAUUACUGCCUAUUCUUAUGCUAUUUAAAAGGUUGGAUCUUAUUUGUGCCUAGGAUAGUGAAUUCUCAUACUAAACCUUAGCACAGAUUUUGCAUCUUCAUAUCAAUUUCGAUAUAGCUUAUCUUUUCUGAUAGCGUUGGAUUCUCAUGUGGUGUUUAAUUCAAGCUUUAUCAAAGUCCAAAGUUCGUCAUCUA
Zingiber officinale is the source of this 2003-nucleotide messenger RNA. Its product is annotated as asparagine--tRNA ligase, cytoplasmic 1-like. Gene Ontology annotation, biological process: asparaginyl-tRNA aminoacylation. Gene Ontology annotation, cellular component: mitochondrion. Gene Ontology annotation, molecular function: nucleic acid binding; ATP binding; asparagine-tRNA ligase activity. The coding region runs from base 91 to 1791 and encodes 566 amino acids. The transcript has 6 exons. The record is from RefSeq and is a predicted model, not a curated record. Lineage: Eukaryota; Viridiplantae; Streptophyta; Magnoliopsida; Zingiberales; Zingiberaceae.